UUAAUCAAACUUCUGAAGAAUAUAUUUCGAUUUCAAAUCAAAUAGUUAAUCAAACUUCUGAAAAAUAUAUUUCGAAUUCAAAUAAAAUGGUUAAUCAAACUUCGAAUGAAUAUUAUUCAGAUCAAACUCCAAAUCAGCAUCAGCAUCAAUCGAUUUUUAUUU
Dentiscutata erythropus is the source of this 162-nucleotide messenger RNA. Lineage: Eukaryota; Fungi; Glomeromycota; Glomeromycetes; Diversisporales; Gigasporaceae. The record is from the annotation of a GenBank genome assembly.